UGUGUUUUGUAUUACAUUUAUCAGUUAAAUUCAAUUCAAUCAUUAUUAAAUUGUCUUAAAAAUGCAACGUUAUAACAUGUUUUACCAAGAUAGUCCCCGACUGUACCACUACACCGACAUAGAGGGUGCGGCCGGCAUAAAACGGGAGGGCUAUAUACGACCGGUACCACCGCACGGCGAGUUUGAGGCGGGCAUCUACUUAAAUGACCUGGAUCCCUACUUACACAACCGUACAGAGAUACUACUCAACAACUACGGGCCCCAACACAUGUACGAGAUGGAUGAGGGUCGGGCUGAUUUUGUGGUAGUCAUACCGAGUAAUCAAAUAGUUGCAGAUUUUUUACGCACAUAUCGUUAUACAAAUCGGAAACUAUUUUGCUACACUGGUCAUAUUUAUGUGGGUAAAAAUCAA
Oppiella nova is the source of this 412-nucleotide messenger RNA. NCBI's taxonomy places the organism in Eukaryota, Metazoa, Arthropoda, Arachnida, Sarcoptiformes, Oppiidae. The record is from the annotation of a GenBank genome assembly.